AUGGGUUGCCCCAAUAGACGAGAAUCUGAUCAAGCUGAUCCGUGCGUGAGCGACGCCUUGUUGAUUGCUACUAUGUGUAUCAUUGGUCUCCCUGUCGAUGUGCAUGUUAGGGAUGGCUCCGUCUACUCCGGAAUCUUCCACACUGCCUAUGGUGAUAAGGAAUAUGGGGUUGUGCUGAAACAGGCGAAGUUGACUAAGAAGGGAAACUGCAACGUAAAUGUGAGCGUUGGGGGUAUGGUAGAGACUCUUAUAAUCUUUUCCAGCGACCUUGUUCAAGUUGUUGCCAAGGGGGUUUUACACCCAGCAGAGGGCAUAAACUGUAAGCUUACAGAUUGCAACGUUGAAGCUGCUGUAACCAAUGGCUCUUCAGAGGUUUCAGUUAAGGAGGCAAAGCAAUCUGAAAUUUUCUCUGGGGAUAGGCAAAUAACUGAGCAAAGCAGACAGAUUGGAGAUGCAUUGGCUCUGGUGCCAGAGGGACAGUGCAAACAAAAGCUUGGGUUUCAAGCCAAAAAGAGUGGUGAUGAAAUUCAAUGCUCAGCCACAGCAUUGGGUUCCUUCCAUACAGAAGUCAGACCUCUUGAGGGUGGAUACCUAUCAACGAAAAUCUUGCCUAAUGGAGGGUGUCUAGAACCUACUCCUGCACUUGGUAAGCUAGCCAAUGGAUUCUGUGAUAGGCCUGCAUCUGCAGAUUCCACCUCUGCUAGUGGCACUUCUUCAGGGGUUUCUGUUGCUUCAGAUCCUGUGUCACGGCAUAAUUCCUUAACGACAUCUUCUGAUGUACCAUCUCCACAAAGUUCAGAAUCCAGUAAAAGCUCUAAGGAGUUUAAGCUCAAUCCUGGGGCCAAGAUUUUUUGUCCCUCUUUUGCAAGUUCUGCGUCAGCACCUUCUCCUGCAGUACCAGCACUUGGUGGAAUGGCUUACAUGCCAAGCAGCUCCCCCAUAUUACCUAUUCCUGCUCCUCAACCUGAAGUCAGCAUUGGCCCUUUUGCACCUCGGCCUUCUGUCCCUGCUAAGAUUUCUCCAUUUAGUAACUUGAUAGCUGGAAAUGGUGGCAACAACUCACAAUUUUCACAUCCUAUUGUUGGCCACAUGGGAAGCCGGACACCACCACUGAGAUAUGCUGGUCAGUAUCACACUAUACCUACUGGACCUGCAUAUGUGCCCCCAAAUUCUCCUCCUCUAAUGGUUGGACGGUUGGGGCAGCAGCUUGUCUAUGUGCAGCCAGUUGCCCAUGAUUUACUUCAGAGUACUGGAGGUAUGUCGCAGAUGCCAGUACGUCCCUUGAUUGGUCCUCACCAGGUUCAAUAUCCCAAACACCAAGGGAAUGCAGUAGUCAGUGGUCAGGGAAUGCCAAUCUGUAUGCCGCCUCCAUUUGUGGGUGGAGUGCAGCAACCAUUUACAAUGCCAGGCCACAUCCCACUCUUGCCACCUCCAAUCCCUGCAAAUCGUCACAUUCCUGUUCCAUCAUCCAACCCUCUCUUUGGCACCAAGUUCCCAUGA
Linum trigynum is the source of this 1500-nucleotide messenger RNA. The record is from the annotation of a GenBank genome assembly. Lineage: Eukaryota; Viridiplantae; Streptophyta; Magnoliopsida; Malpighiales; Linaceae.